CCGAUUUCAACACAACUCUGCUAAAGAACGCAAGCAUAUCAACCACACUUACCUCCGCCGGUUCAAACGCAAAGUUGAUGAAGUACUCCGUGAAUGGGCCUACCGCUGUGAGGUCCUUAUUCGCCAAGCCGAUGAACAGGGUACACGGUUUCCUACGGAAUUCCAACAAGACCUGUUUCUCUCUGGUCUACCUUGA
This is a messenger RNA of Sphaeroforma arctica JP610, 196 nucleotides long. RefSeq lists its product as hypothetical. The record is from RefSeq and is a predicted model, not a curated record. The transcript has a single exon. The annotation marks the transcript as partial. Lineage: Eukaryota; Ichthyosporea; Ichthyophonida.